Solanum verrucosum is the source of this 681-nucleotide messenger RNA. RefSeq lists its product as uncharacterized. Lineage: Eukaryota; Viridiplantae; Streptophyta; Magnoliopsida; Solanales; Solanaceae. The transcript has 2 exons. The record is from RefSeq and is a predicted model, not a curated record. The coding region runs from base 1 to 681 and encodes 226 amino acids.
AUGAUGCAGAAGAUGAUGAAGCACUUUGAUGCGACUGAUCAGAAUGUGAAAGAAAUGCAAAACGACUUGUCUAGAAUCGAUCAAAAAGUUGAUGCCCAUACAGUGUCCAUCAAGAAACUUCAGCAGCAGUUUAAUCAGUUGUCCACUACAGUGAUCCCACUCACUACUCGAGGAGGUAAACAAACCAUUGAUCCCCCUAUGCCGUCUGAAGUUCAAAUUGUGGCAGAACGAGAUGAUGAUGAAAUUAAGGUAACUGGAGAGUUUAAAAAAGCUACAAAGAAUGAAGUAGAGGUGACCCAAAAAGUUGUUCCCAUGCCUAGACCUCUAACUCCAUUCCCACAUAAAUUGGUAAAGAAGACCAAAGAUGGAAAAUGUCGUAGGUUCAUUACUAUUUUUAAACAGUUUACCAUUAAUGUUUCGUUGAUAGAAGAUUUGGAGAAAAUUCCAGGGUACGCGAAGUUUAUGAUGGAUUUGGUGACCAAAAAGAGGGCCGUCAGUUUUGAGAAUGAUAAAAGAUUGCAACAUUGCAGUGCUAUUGCUACUAGGUCAAUUGUGCAGAAGAAAGAGGUUCAUGGUGCCUUCACUAUUCCUUGUACCACUGGGUUGUUGCAUUUUGUGAAGGCGUUGUGUGAUUUGGGUGCUAGGUUUAAUCUGAUGCCAUUGUCUAUCUACAAGAAGUAG